GAUCAGGUCUCGCGUCAGUAUAGAACGGAGUAGAGUUCGAAGUACGCGAUACGAUACACGUCUAACCUAAAUUCCUUAUCUGGAAUUUCAUAUGUGAAAUACAGUGUCGCGGCGAAAUGAUAGCCAUCUCGAGAUUCGCGAUUAGAAACGGCUCCGCUGUUUCCCAGGGAAGAUACAUCGCAAGAACAUUAUCCACCGAGAAGAAAUAUGUAGAGACGACUGAAAGAAAUGGGGUCAGAACCAUUCGUUUGAGCGACUCUUCUUCGCGCAACUCCUUAUCGUUGGAGAUGCUGAAAACCCUGGUGAGAGAGAUCAAGAGGGACGAGGACAACAAGGACGUCCGGUCGAUCGUACUAACGUCUGAGCCAGGGAAGGUGUUUUCCGCUGGGCACAAUUUGAAGGAACUGACGGCUGUAAACGCCAAGUCCCACAGAGACGUAUUCGAGAUCUGUUCGGAGCUGAUGCGGGCCAUCAGUCAGAGCCCGGUACCGGUGAUUGCGGCGGUGGACGGUUUGGCAGCCGCAGCCGGCUGUCAAUUGAUCGCGGCCUGCGACAUCGCGGUGUGCACAGAAAGAAGUUCGUUCUCCACUCCAGGGGCGAAUCUCGGGAUAUUUUGCUCGACGCCGGGUAUACCGCUGGUGCGCAAUGUCCCAAGGAAGAGCGCGAUGUACAUGCUUUUCACAGGAUUGCCGAUUUCCGGCAGAGAAGCUUACGAGUGCGGUCUCGUUAGCAAAGUCGUGGCGAACGACAAGCUCGACGAAGAAGUUCGUCGAAUUACAGACGCAAUCAACACAAAAAGCCGUUCAGUCGUGCAUAUCGGUAAAACGUUCCUGUACGAGCAAAUAACUCUUGAUAUAUCGACAGCGUAUGCUCUGGGUACCGAGAAAAUGGUAAACAAUUUGAAAAUGAGAGAUGCGCAGGAAGGAAUACAAAGUUUUCUGGAAAAGAGAAAGCCCAAUUGGUCGCAUGACUAUGAGAAUAAUUAAUUAUAUCUAUGUAAUGUUUUUUUCAUAUGUAAAGAUUUUUUUUACAAUUAAUAUUAAUAUGA
Molecule: messenger RNA, 1048 nt
Organism: Temnothorax curvispinosus
Lineage: Eukaryota; Metazoa; Arthropoda; Insecta; Hymenoptera; Formicidae
Product: enoyl-CoA hydratase domain-containing protein 3, mitochondrial
Exons: 6
Coding region: 117-986 (289 amino acids)
Cellular component (GO): mitochondrion
Molecular function (GO): hydro-lyase activity
Source: RefSeq, a predicted model, not a curated record